CUUUUGAAUUUCGCCAACAUACACGUUACACCUACGUCUCGUCCUCGAAGACUCUGUUUCUGCUUCUGCUAGAGCUUCGCUUCCCCACAUCUGCAUUCUGCUUCGCUCCGACUGCCCCAAGAGCAACAUCCGUGCCGCAGUAGUCAGCGAAAGAAAACAUCCCAGCCCAACCAUCGCCCACAGCACGUAUCAUUGGACUUGGCUCUUCGCUCCAAUCGCUUCGAAUCUGCCAUUUGUGUUCAACUGCAGCCCGUGAAACCCAAGAAUCUGUUUCUGUUUCUGCUGCAAAGUAUUUGAAAUUGUAUGCUAACAUAGCCUGGAAUUUUUGGUAUUCUUAAACGCAAUUUCUGUCUGAGCUACACUCAACCCUAGGGCUAUCUAUAAAGUAUAUAUUGCAGUAUUCCCGCUUAUCCCACUAUCCAUAUCCACACAUAGCACACUGCUCAUAACAUCCAUCACGUAACUCAUACCAUUCUCAUUUUCACUUCGCUUCGCACCUGUCAUUCUCAUAUAACAAUUUUACUAUGCGAAAAGAAUUGAAGUACAUCAUCUGGGCCCACGUCGCUCUCGUGGUCUAUCUCGUCCACUUGACCUUUGACUUGAUCACCCUUCUUCACGACGACUCCUUCACCGAUGGGCUUCUCGACGUCGAGCUCAAUCCGGACAACGGCAUUCUUGAUCGUCCCAUGUUGAUUCCCAAAAUCAUCCACCAGACCUACAAAACUACAGCCAUACCAGAAAUAUGGAAGCCUGGCCAACAGGCCUGUCUCGACUUGCAUCCAGACUACAAAUACAUCCUCUGGACCGACGAGAUGGCUCGUGAGUUCAUUCUGGAAGAGUACCCCUGGUUUCUCAAAACGUGGGACUCGUAUCCGUAUCCCAUCGAGAGAGCCGAUGCCAUCAGAUACUUUGCUUUGUUCCAUCACGGCGGUGUCUAUAUCGACUUGGACGAUGGCUGCGAACGUAGGCUUGAUCCUCUUUUGACUGUUCCAGCGUUUGUAAGAAAGACUGUUCCUACUGGGAUUUCCAACGACGUUAUGGGAUCCAUUCCCAAACACCCUUUCUUCCUCAAAGUGUUGGAUUCUCUUCAGGCGUACCAGCGCAACUGGUUGGUGCCUUAUAUCACGAUCAUGUUCUCCACGGGUCCGUUAUUUCUCUCGGUUAUUUGGAAACAAUACAAGCGUUGGGGAGUUCCUGAGGCCGGAAAAGUACGCAUUUUGAUGCCUGACGAUUACAAAACCCACCCUUAUUCUUUCUUUGCUAUUGCUCCAGGUUCUUCGUGGCAUUUGGACGAUGCUAAGUUCAUCAAAGGAAUGGCCAACCACAUCGGUUUGGCCGUUUUCGCGGGUUUUUUGAUCGCUGGACUUGUCUUCUAUCUUGAAUACUUAUUUUAUUCGUGGAUUAUCUCGAAUCACUUCAAGAAGUUGAUGGUGAGUUGCACAAAAUUCCUCUACACGUUGGCUAGUCCAGUAAUCAACUUGAACAAAAAUAUCAAGAGAAGAUCCAGAAAAGACUCCAAUCUCCCUAUCGAAUUCUCGAUCUUGGAAAAAUUGGAUAACGAGACAAGCGACGUUAUAUUUGUUAACGAACGAGGCUCGGCAUCCCAAGAACUUAAUGAAACCUAUGAAGACAGUCAUUUUAAUCAGACUGCUCACGCAGAGCUUAUAGACAACUCAUCCUCUGCGGAGCAACAUCAUGAUGGUGAAUCGUACAUUACUAAGAAUAAUGACGAUAUAGUGUGAUAAUUACUAAUUCGACUAAUGAACUAAUGAACCAACUUUUCUUUCUUUCCUUCUUCCACAGGACUAAUGUUAGAUCACCAUCUCAUACAUUAUACACAUACAUGUUAAUACAUUAAUCUCUUCUUG
This is a messenger RNA of Scheffersomyces stipitis CBS 6054, 1868 nucleotides long. It is a transcript of the gene MIT1, whose product is annotated as mannosylinositol phosphorylceramide synthase catalytic subunit. The record is from RefSeq and is a predicted model, not a curated record. NCBI's taxonomy places the organism in Eukaryota, Fungi, Ascomycota, Pichiomycetes, Serinales, Debaryomycetaceae. Bases 525 to 1742 code for a protein of 405 amino acids. Gene Ontology annotation, molecular function: mannosyltransferase activity. The transcript has 2 exons. Gene Ontology annotation, biological process: mannosyl-inositol phosphorylceramide biosynthetic process.